Loa loa (African eye worm) is the source of this 682-nucleotide messenger RNA. RefSeq lists its product as hypothetical. The transcript is spliced from 4 exons. Gene Ontology annotation, biological process: positive regulation of transcription initiation by RNA polymerase II. The record is from RefSeq and is a predicted model, not a curated record. NCBI's taxonomy places the organism in Eukaryota, Metazoa, Nematoda, Chromadorea, Rhabditida, Onchocercidae. The coding region runs from base 17 to 382 and encodes 121 amino acids. Gene Ontology annotation, molecular function: DNA binding; transcription coactivator activity.
UUGCAGAAGUGCAAGGAUGUCUGAUUCCGAUAGUUCAAGUGCUAAGAAUAAGAAAAAACGACCGAAGGAAACGAAACGUGUCAGAGAAAACAGCACUUCCGACGAAAGUAUUAUCGAUAAAACUCCCGUAAAGAAAGGUAAAAGUAAUGAUGGUGGUUUCAAGAAUGCCGAUGGUGAAGAGAUGUUCGAAUUGGGCAAAAUGCGUUUCGUGACGGUCCGAUCCUUCAAAGGCAAAGCAUUGAUUGAUAUUCGUGAGUAUUAUCAAGAUAAGGGUAGCGGUGAACUGAAACCGGGACGUAAAGGUAUUAGUUUGUCAGGAGAACAAUAUCAACGGCUGAAGGCUAUUAUGGGUGAUAUAGACGAAAAGUUAAAUAAUGCCUAGAUAUUCUUCCCGUACUUUGAUAUAGUAUUUGACUAUUGUCUUUGUUGAUUGUCGAUCUCGAUAUCAUUUAAACAUCAUUAUUAUCUUAAUACAGUUUCGAACGAAAGUUAUCAUAGUGCUUUGCGUUGAUAGUCGUUGCUGUUAAGGUUUUUAAAUGUCUUCUCUGUCGUAUUAUCACUUGUUACUCUUUUUUAUGAAAAUACUUCCAGACUGACUAGGAUAGAUUCUAUACAGAUAACUUGCCUUUCUUGAAAAAAAAAAAAACUUUUCUUUGGUGUUUAUCCGGGACAAUAAGCCAAG